This is a messenger RNA of Kwoniella mangroviensis CBS 8507, 807 nucleotides long. RefSeq lists its product as uncharacterized. The record is from RefSeq and is a predicted model, not a curated record. The coding region runs from base 1 to 807 and encodes 268 amino acids. Lineage: Eukaryota; Fungi; Basidiomycota; Tremellomycetes; Tremellales; Cryptococcaceae. The transcript has 5 exons.
AUGGCUUCCAUUAUAUCCUCAAUAUGGCCUAUACUAUCUUCCUAUAGACCGAACGCAGCUAGGGACCGUCAAGCUCAAAGAGAGAAAACACCCUUGAGAUUUGGCGCAUUCGAAGCUACAUACAUACCGCCCGGAUGGGGUGUGAUAAGUCCAAGGAACGAUAAACAUGCUCAGAGACUAUACAAUCAUAUUCGAACGGUAGCAUUCUGGCUUGAUGCCGCUCCUGUUCUAGCAGAUCUUGGUUUACCUUUCAGAGCAGGUCUAGAUGAUAUCAUCUCCCUUGUACCAAUCUACGGUGAUCUACUCUCAGGUGUACUGCAACUCUAUCAAGUCUGGUUAUGUUUCAUCUUUGGCGUACCUAGAAACAUCUUGGGAUAUAUGUUAUUCAACGUCAUUCUAGACGUUAUAGUCGGUCUCGUCCCUCUACUAGGCGAUUUCCUAGACAACCUCUUCAAAUCAAAUCUUCGUAAUCUGGCAUUACUUGAAACAUGGUUAUUAGAGGAUGAACGUGCCAAACGUCGAUAUCACAUACUGAUCAUGCCGGAAGGUAAUGAGUUCAUACCUAAACCGAAAACAUCAAGAUUCUCCGCGUCGUGGUUUGGUAAUUCCAAUUCAAACAAGAGCGCACUAGAUGAAGAAAGAGAAAGAGAGAGAUUGACAGGGAAAGUGAAAGUCACGAGAAGGAUGGGUAAGGAUGAAGGUGAGAAAGGACCAUUGAAUGAGACUGCACGAGAAGCAGGGUCAAGUUCCACUGCCGGUGAUACAACUGGAACGAGAAGAAGGACGAGAAGAGCUGAUCCCCAGUGA